AUGGCCGCCUCGCGUCCAAACACCAAGAUCGUCGUUGUGGGUGGUGGCGGCACAAUGGGCUCCUCCACAGCACUACACCUCAUCCGCUCGGGAUAUACGCCCUCAAACAUCACCGUACUUGACGUAUAUCCAAUUCCCUCGGCACAGUCAGCAGGCUAUGAUCUGAACAAGAUAAUGAGCGUCCGGUUACGGAAUAAGCUCGAUCUACAACUUUCACUAGAGGCGCUGGAUAUGUGGAAGAACGACGAAUUGUUCAAGCCUUUCUAUCAUAAUGUUGGCAUGAUAGACUCUUCUUCUUCCAACGAGGGUAUCGCAAACCUCCGACGGAAAUACCAGUCCCUUGUUGAUGCGGGAGUCGGCCUUGAGAAGAUGAAUAUUUGGUUAGAAAGUGAAGAUGAGAUUCUAGCAAAGGUGCCACAAUUUACCAAAGAACAAAUUAAGGGAUGGAAAGGGAUAUUUUGCGCCGACGGAGGGUGGCUUGCUGCAGCUAAGGCCAUUAACGCGAUCGGUGAGUUUCUAAAGAAGCGUGGGGUUAAGUUCGGAUUUGGCGACGUCGGAACUUUCAAACGUCCUCUCUUCGCUGCUGAUGGCACGACAUGCAAUGGCGUGGAGACGGUAGAUGGAACUAAAUACUACGCCGACACGGUGGUUCUGGCGACUGGUGCUUGGAGUCCGACGUUAGUCGAUUUGGAAAAUCAGUGUGUUUCAAAGGCCUGGGUAUUUGCACAUAUUCAACUCACACCCCAAGAAGCCGCUGAGUACAAAGACAUACCUGUUGUAUAUGACGGCGAAUACGGAUUUUUCUUCGAGCCCAACGAAUAUGGAGUAAUCAAAGUCUGCGACGAAUUUCCCGGCUUCUCCCACUUCAAGGAGCACCAACCCUACGGUGCUCCAUCCCCCAAGCUCAUCUCCGUACCUCGAUCACACGCCAAAUAUCCAACAGAUACGUACCCUGACGCCUCUGAGGCAACCAUCCGCAAAGCCAUCGCUAGGUUUAUGCCUCGAUUCAAGAAUAAAGAGCUCUUUAACCGGUCUAUGUGCUGGUGCACGGACACAGCUGAUGCCAACUUGUUGAUUUGCGAACAUCCCCGGUGGAAGAAUUUUAUCCUCGCUACGGGUGAUAGCGGUCAUACCUUCAAGCUCCUACCAAGUAUCGGCAAGCACAUUGUUGAGUUGAUUGAAGGAUCUCUAUCCCAGGAACUAGCACAAGAGUGGAGAUGGCGACCGGGCGGCGAUGCCCUCAAGUCCAGACGCAGUGCCCCGGCAAAGGACCUUUCUGAAAUGCCUGGCUGGAAGCACGACGCGAAGCUAUAA
Messenger RNA from Talaromyces stipitatus ATCC 10500, 1314 nucleotides. Its product is annotated as sarcosine oxidase, putative. Lineage: Eukaryota; Fungi; Ascomycota; Eurotiomycetes; Eurotiales; Trichocomaceae. Gene Ontology annotation, molecular function: sarcosine oxidase activity; saccharopine oxidase activity; flavin adenine dinucleotide binding. The transcript has 7 exons. The record is from RefSeq and is a predicted model, not a curated record. Bases 1 to 1314 code for a protein of 437 amino acids.